This is a messenger RNA of Vespa velutina, 3621 nucleotides long. RefSeq names its product piggyBac transposable element-derived protein 4-like. Lineage: Eukaryota; Metazoa; Arthropoda; Insecta; Hymenoptera; Vespidae. The transcript has 2 exons. The coding region runs from base 1819 to 3597 and encodes 592 amino acids. The record is from RefSeq and is a predicted model, not a curated record.
AUAGCAUCAUCUAUUUUCAUUCCACUUUCCUUUAAAAAUAGACUGUAAUAUAAACGAGCAUAAUGACUAAGACGAUGACUUUUCCUCAAUACUGUAUGAAGAUGUUGCAUACACAAGGGAAAUUUCUGUACUUCAAAAUUUAUGUUCUUAUUAUUUAUUCUUCCAACGGUAGGUCUAUUUCGUGAUAUAUAAAACAGAACUUGUUGCUUGAGAGAAUUAAGUCUAACAUCAUUGUUCACAUGCCAUGUAUGCGAUUUAAUAUGUUUUAAAUCUUGUAUUAAAUAAGUAUUAAAUAAUGCUAUCAAUAAUUUUUUCCAUUGCGAACAAUAUACUAUAGCAUAUCCAGCAGUUAAAUCAACCUCUCUUCGUUUGAUUAAUUCUGGUAUUAACUCAAAUCUUACUUGAACAAAAAUAAAGUAACAGAUUUACAAACUUUGUUUAAAAAAAUGCACACACCCAUAUAUAUAUAUAUAUAUAUAUAUAUAUAUAUAAAUGUGUAGUCUAAAUGAUAUAUAUAGAUAUAUACCUUUGUAUUGAAAAAUGCAACAAUCAUCAGUAUGAUUUUUUGACAUAAUAUGUUUAAAAACUAUAGAUUGUAAAUAGAAUACACAUAUUCUUCGUAUAUUUAAAUUUAUCCCAUUUUCUUUGUGAUUGACCAUAUCCAAUUGCCGUAUAAUACUUUGAAGAAGACUAUUUAAUUGUCUAGGUAUAAUAUUAUCUAGUCGAUGUUUCAAUAAUAAUGUUUCUCUUUGAACCCAAUACAUCCAUAAAUCAGUUGAUGUUGAAGCUAUUAAUCUAAAGUAUGAAUGUAGUCUAAUACUGAUAAAUCAUCUUAUAAUGUGGUGUACAUUACAAUAACACAAUUAUACAAUUACCUUAAUAUAAAAUGACCAACUUUAUCAUAUGCAGAACCUUCUAAUAAAUAUUGAAAAUUUCCAUCAAAUUCACUAGUUUUGUUGUUAUAUAAAUAUUCUAAAUAUUCUAAUCUAGUAUAUACACAUUUUUCCAUAACAUGCAGACAUAUCUGUCCACUCGGCGGUUUGAUAUAAAACAUUUUAGAUAUUGAUUAAUGUUUCAACGAGAGUUUUAUUAAUUUCUUAUUGACAAAUUUUACUCGCUAGAUACAUUUUCUUUUGAACAUUUUUUUCAAAGUUCGCGUUUUUGCGAUUUUGUGAAUUAUUGCAUAGUGAAAUAAUAGUUUUAAGAUUGGAUACGUAGGUAAUAAGAGGACAAUGUUUUUAUGCAUCCAAACUAAGUAUGUCAGUAUAUUAUUUUAAUUUAAUUUAAAUCUAUUUUGUCUUAAUUAAUUCCACGAUGAUUAACCCUUUGCACUCCGCUGUCCCUUCUCAUGGGACAUUAAAGUUGAUUAGUGAUUACGGGUAAUUGAGUUAUUUCAGCGCAACUUUUUGAGACAUGCACGUUUCCCUGAAGUUUUCUCUUGAAAUGGCACAAGAAAUCAAAUCAAAAUAUAGUAAAAUUACUAAGGAUAUAUACAAAAAAUGUCAGCGCGUUUUGUGUCAAGUGAGAACGCGAGAGGCGUGCUCACGACGAUCCGAGCACUUCAAAGGCGCCACUUGAAAAGAGCGAUAAGGCAAGUUUGUAGAAGAAAGGUCGGUAUGUGAACAUAGCACGGACUGUAUAGUGAGAUUUAUAAUCAUAAAUAAGCAAGUCUAAAUCUGGAGGAAAAGAUUUCUAAAACUGAACUCAGUUUGGUUUGAAGCGCCGCCCGGUAUAAUUAGAUCUAAUAACGAGUGAGAAAAUCGGAAAAGUGAUUUUUCUCUUGGUAAAUAAAUUGUUUGGUAAAAGUUUUUUUGAACAAUGGCAAAACGUUCAAACACGAAUGAGUCUCAUGACACGAGUAGUAGUGAAGAUGAGCUCCAAAUAGACGUUUAUACAGAUAUGUUAGAAAGACUAAUUGUAGAAGAAAACGAUAGCAGUGAUAGUGAUAUCGUCCAAGCAACAAGGCGACGAAAAGACUGCAUAGAUAGCGACAGCAAUGAAAGUGAUACGAAAGAAAACACACCGCAACAUGACAACGUAUCGUCAAGUGAAGAGUGGGAAGAUGUCACUGAAUCAGGCGUUCCUCCAGUCACGAUAAAUUUUGACUUACAUGACGAAAUAGCUGGACCACAACUACCAAAUAACGUAAAAGAACCCAUAGAAUAUUUUACAUUAUAUUUUACUGAAGAAUUAGCAGACAGUAUAAUAAAAGAAACGAACAAUUAUGCCAAUGAAGAAAUUAGAAAGAAACAACUUUCACGAAAAUCUACAUGGCACAACUGGCACGAUAUUACUAAAGAAGAAUUUUUAGCAUUCAUCGCAGUUAUCCUAAAUAUGGGAUUGAUUCAACUGCCAAAUAUUCAAGAAUACUGGUCUACCGCUUCCAAUAGUAGAAUUCCUUUCUUUCCAGAAACAUUCACUAGGGCCAGAUUUAUGCAAAUAUUUUGGAUGCUACAUUUGAAGAAACCCACGCAAAGAAAUGCGACGAUAAGAACUCGUAUCCAAAAGGUUAGCAAUUAUUUAGAAUAUAUAGAUGACAAGUUUAGACAAUACUUCAUACCGUAUAAAGCAGUCGUGGUGGAUGAAUCUAUUGUAAAAUGCAAAGGUAGAAUAGCAUUUAUUACCUAUAAUCCGAACAAGCCAACGAAAUGGGGUAUACGCAUAUAUGCGCUAACGGAUUCAAAAACUGGAUAUUUAUUUACAAUACUUCCGUAUUACGGCAGCAUAACUUCCGAUAACAUUUCCCGGUCUGAUCUUCCAGUAACGACCAGGAUUCCACUACAUUUAUAUAAUAAGUUGUUAAAUAGAAUUCCUGAUGCAAAAGGAUACCACAUGUACACUGACAGAUAUUAUACCAGCAUUCUAUUAGCAGAAGAAUUGUUAAAGAUGAAUUGUCAUCUUACUGGCACUAUACAAGUUAAUCGAAAAGGCGUACCGACACAAAUAAAAAAACCAAAAUUUUCAAGAAAAACAACAGUUGCAUACAGGAAGAAUAGCACUACGCUUCUUGCGUGGAAAGACAAAAGAAUUAUCACAAUACUCACUAAUUAUUACAACACACAACUGCAAUCUACCCACAGAACAUUACGCGGUGGACAUAUUGUAACAGUCAAUAAGCCUGAAAUGGUGUUAGAAUACAUGGCAAAUAUGGGUGGUGUGGAUCGUGCGGAUCAAUACGCUUCGACAUAUUGUUUUCUCUGUAAGUCACUGAAAUGGUGGAGGAAGUUAUUUUUUUGGGGGUUGGAAAUGUGUGUCAUUAAUUCAUACAUUAUUUAUCGAAUCUCAAAACAAACAAAUAACGAAACGCCAAUGACGCACCACAAGUUUGUCAAGGUACUCAUUGACCAAUUGAGGGGUGAUUUUCGUGAAUCUAGAACGCGUCCAUCCACAUCUUCUGCGGACAAUAGAUUAGAGAAUAAACUACAUAUUCCUGAUGUGGGACAAAGAAAACGGGAUUGCAUUGUUUGUUCUGACAGGAAAACACCUGGUGGCAGGCGUCAAACAACUUAUUAUUGUCAAACGUGCACUAAUCAGCCUGCAAUGCAUUUUGGGGAGUGUUUUAAAGUUUAUCACACUGUACUAAAUUAUAAAAAAUAAAAUAUUGAUUUUUUUACAAAUAUA